UUUUUUACAUGAAGAAUGAAAAUAGUCAAUAAAGAAAAUAUUCAACAGAUUUUGAAAAAACUAGAAGUUGGACAGAAUAAUGAUAUUAGUACAAACAAUAAUUGGAUCAAUCGUGAUCUAGCUCCUAUUCCUCCAGAACGUAGAACAUGGGGUACUUGGAAUUAUGUUGCAUUUUGGAUUUCUGAUUGUUUAAAUGUAAAUACAUUUAUGAUUGGAGGUUCAUUUGUUGCCCUUGGAUGUUCUUGGUGGCAAGCAUUGGUGGUGGUUGCUAUUGGAUAUGGAUUAUCAGCUGUAGUAUUGGUAAUCAAUGGUCGAGUGGGUGCAAUAUAUCAUAUUGGAUUUUCCGUAUUUACAAGAGCUUCCUUUGGUAUGUAUGGUGCUUUCAUUCCUAUUCUUAAUCGGGUUUUACUUGGUGUAGUCUGGUAUGGUGUUCAAGCUUGGAUUGGUGGUCAAUGUGUCUAUCAAAUGCUUCGUGCUAUUGCCCCAAGUAUUGAUGAUCUUCCCAAUUCACUUCCUCCUAAUGCUGGUACAACAACAAAAGCCUUCCUUGGUUUCUUUUUGUUUUCUUUAUUAUCUUGUGUGGCCAUCUGGUUCCCUGUGGAAAGAAUCCGUCAUCUAUUCACCCUCAAAUCAAUCGUUGUACCUAUUGCUGCUAUUUCUCUUUUUAUCUGGGCUGUUGUCAACGUACAUGGAUUAGGUCCUAUUGUGAAUCAACCUUCUUCUUUUACUUCCAACGAAGAUAUGGCUUGGGGUAUUAUUGGUUCUAUCAUCUCUUGUUUUGGUAACAUGGCUGCUUUGAUUGUCAAUCAACCUGAUUUUGCAAGAUAUUCUAUCAAGCCAAGAGAUAUCAUUUAUUCUCAACUGAUCACACUUCCACUUGGAUUCUUCUUCACCUCUUUUAUCGGUAUUGUCGUGACAUCUGCAUCUCAACAUAUGUAUGGGGAGGCUUUAUGGAAUCCUAUUGAUUUAUUGAAUAGAAUGGAUAGUCGACCGGCUGUCUUCUUCCUUGCUUUUGCUUUUGCUUUUGCAACUCUUGGUACAAAUUUGGCGGCAAACUCAAUUCCUGUAGGUGCAGAUCUGGCAGCAGUUUUUCCUCGUUAUAUUAAUAUGCGUCGUGGUGGAUAUGUUGCAGCGGCUAUUGGAUUCUGUAUCACUCCUUGGAACUUACUUUCUGGUGCACAAGCUUUUCUCAAUUUUCUCACAGGAUAUACUGUUUUCUUGGCUCCAAUCACUGGCGUUCUGAUUGCGGAUUAUUAUUUCGUCAAAAAGGGGCAUUAUUCAGUGGCAGACUUGUAUGAUCCUGCAGGUAUAUACUGGUAUACUUAUGGUAUCAAUUGGCGUGCGUAUGCUGCUUAUCUUAUUGGUAUUACACCCAAUCUUCCUGGAUUUGCAGGAGUAACUGGAAACUAUGUAUCUCCUGUUGCUGAAAAGAUCUUUAAAUUGGCGUGGCCUAUUGGAUUCAUCAUUGGAGGUGGUGUUUACAUUUUGUGCAACUGGUUAUUCCCUUGCCAAUGGAUCAUUGCUGAACGUGAAAAGGAGGUUGUCAUGGAUCCAAGUGCUCUUAAAAAGGACAAGUAUGAAAUACCUGUUACAUUAUCACCAACUACUUCAAUUCAUCAACAAUCACAUUCUCUUCAAACUACUCAUGAUUCCAUUGUAUAA
Halteromyces radiatus is the source of this 1662-nucleotide messenger RNA. Its product is annotated as permease for cytosine/purines, uracil, thiamine, allantoin-domain-containing protein. The record is from RefSeq and is a predicted model, not a curated record. Gene Ontology annotation, molecular function: nucleobase transmembrane transporter activity. The coding region runs from base 16 to 1662 and encodes 548 amino acids. Gene Ontology annotation, cellular component: plasma membrane. Gene Ontology annotation, biological process: transmembrane transport; nucleobase transport. The transcript has 4 exons. Lineage: Eukaryota; Fungi; Mucoromycota; Mucoromycetes; Mucorales; Cunninghamellaceae.